AUGGCAGUCGGUUUUGUGACCAACACCAGAAUUACACAUGGAACGCCUGCAGCUCUAUACGCUAAAGUAUGUUCCUUUCUUUGUUUAGCUGAUGCCGCAGUCUACUGUGAUGAAAUGGGUGUUUCAAAGCUACCGAAAAGUUCUGCCGAUAUUGGUGCCCCAUGCGCUGAACGAUGCCAACCGUUCAUACCGGGACUCCCACGAGGUCUUCAGCAGCCACGGGAGCUACAAAAGAACUCACACCAACAGAAGGUUCUCUUCUGCUGUUUCUGGGACGAGAAUGCUGUGGGUAUCUCCAGACACAUUGGGUAUGACGUCAUUGCAAAGAAUUAUGGAGAUGACUGCACCGAUAUUGCAAAACAACUUCUUUCCUAUCCAGCUUCGAAUUUCAAGGUGAUGAUGGGUGGAGGAGCUAACUUCCUGAAGGACAAAUCCCGAGGAGGAAGUCGUGAAGAUGGAAUCAACAUAGAUUUGGAGUGGAAGAAGCUCGGCGGAAGAAGAAAGGUAUUGAAUAAUGUGCGCGAUCUCCAAGCGGUUACGGAAAGCGAUGGAAAACUGCUGGGUAUCUUUGCCCCUUCACACUUCCCCAUUUAUGUUGAAGAGCAAAUCGUUGGCAAGAAAACAGUACCUCGAUUAGUGGAAAUGACAGAAAAAGCGAUCAGGCAACUUCAGUAUGACGAGAAGGGUUUCUUCCUGAUGGUGGAAGGUGGUAUGAUCGAUGUAAUGGAACACACAAAUCAAAUGCACUUUGCGUUUGGUGAAUUGUACGAGUUCGAAGAAGCUAUUCGAAAGGCGAGGGAAAUGACGGACCCCUCAGAGACGUUGAUUAUCGUCACAGCGGAUCACGGACACGCUCUAACAAUGCCGGGCUAUUUACCCGUUGAGGAAAGCCUAUUCGGCAGCGACAUAAUAAAGCAUUUUUUUGGUGACGAAGAGAUCACUCUUGAAGUGCCCAGCAUAUUUUUCGCGACUGGGCCAGGAUAUCGGGGUGGUUACCGAUUGAUAGGUGAUUACAUUGAUAAGGAGGAGCGAGAGCAACCUCAUUCUGCACCUCCGUCGGCUAUUCCAAUGAACAGUGGUCACCAUGGUGGUGAAGAUGUUGGCCUAUGGGCAGAUGGUCCGCUUUCCGAAUUAUUUGCUUCAACGCUUGAAAACACUGAAGUGGCAUACAUUAUCAAAUUUUUGCUUUGUGCGAAGCAUUUGGACUACACCUUUUGUAACGCAUCAGCUCUAAUUGAGACGUCAACACAGGAUAAAUCUGUUGAAGGGAGCUUGGAAGGUCUGAGUGCAAAAAUGGAUCCAAAAAUUCUUGUUCUAUUAAGCAUCUCAAUGCUGACAGUCACUAUUCUUUCUCUUCUUAUUGCCAUAGUUGUAAUACUAUUUCUAUUUACCCAUUUAAGAUACGGAAACAAGCGGCAAGAUUCAGCGGAUCUUGGCAGUGAAAAAUCGCCUGUUUAA
Necator americanus (New World hookworm) is the source of this 1458-nucleotide messenger RNA. RefSeq lists its product as uncharacterized. Gene Ontology annotation, biological process: dephosphorylation. NCBI's taxonomy places the organism in Eukaryota, Metazoa, Nematoda, Chromadorea, Rhabditida, Ancylostomatidae. The record is from RefSeq and is a predicted model, not a curated record. The transcript is spliced from 13 exons. Gene Ontology annotation, molecular function: alkaline phosphatase activity. The coding region runs from base 1 to 1458 and encodes 485 amino acids.